Musca vetustissima is the source of this 2745-nucleotide messenger RNA. Its product is annotated as ATR-interacting protein mus304. The record is from RefSeq and is a predicted model, not a curated record. The coding region runs from base 1 to 2745 and encodes 914 amino acids. Lineage: Eukaryota; Metazoa; Arthropoda; Insecta; Diptera; Muscidae. Gene Ontology annotation, biological process: DNA damage checkpoint signaling; DNA repair. The transcript is spliced from 4 exons.
AUGGCAAAACGUUUCCAGCCCAUGAAGGAAUUUGGCCGCAACAUGAAAAAGCCCAAAUUGGACAUAAGUAUCAAUCGUGGUUCCACUCAUCAUAGUACGGUCAGCACAACCAAGACCACUUCCACCUCCAAUGAGGUGGAAAAUAAUUUUUGGGAUGACGAUGAUGAUGAUGUGAUUCUACUGGCAACUCAAGUUGCUGAGGCAGCAGCUGUGGCCAAAACCAGCAACAACAGCAAUGCCAUUAUAUCCGAAACGGAAAUAACAUUUACCGAGUUUGCCAGUGCGGCUACAACAAGUACACAAAUGCCCGCAGCCACAUAUGAGAUACCAGGUCCGGAUAUACUUUCCCAAAUGUUCGAAGAUGAUGACGAUGAUUUAAUGGCGGCAGUAGAGAAAGAAGAUCCGGCACCUUUUAAGAAACCUAUUGCACCUCCGCGGCCUCAAAAGCCGGUCGCUACAGCCUCAAAACCUAGACAAACCAUUGAAAAACCUCCCUCUCAAAAACCUCCACCAACAACAAACACGGAAUCAGAGGAUAUAUUUGAAAUAAGAUUAACACAGAGUAACAAUCUCCCCGACACCAGUUGUGCUUCAGUGCAAAGUUCAGCACGGCGACAACUGGCCUCGGAAAGGCAAAUUAAAUUCCUAAUGGAAAAAGUAGAUGCCCUGAAAAAAGAAAAUCUAAAAAUUAGCAACAAACUGACGGAAUCAAAAUCUAAAAUUGAAUCCAAAGAAGGUGAAGUAUCAUUGCUGCGCGAUGAACUACGACAUAUGAAACAACAGGCCAAUAAUUUGAAAAUGGAAAAGAUUUUCAGUGCUGAGGCAGCCAAGGGUGAAUGUCAACUAAAAAUUGCCGAAUUGGCCAAAAAGGUGGAGGCCCAGCAGGCCGAAAUACGCCUGAAGGAGGCUCAGACCUCCCGAAUGAAAAUGAAACAAGCCGAUGAAACCCAGAAGCUGCAACAGAGUAUGGUUCUACUAAAUCGAACAGAGAUGCCAGGAAGCAAACAGGACAAAAAAUUAAAGAAAUGCCUUAUGAAAAUGCAAUCAUUGGAUUUAAAUAUCUCCCCCGAACUAAAUGACGAACAUAUUGAACUGUAUCCACCAGUUUUUGAUUCCUCCUUGGACAAGGGAGGAACUGUUAAACGUAAAACAUUGUUCGAGCGGGAACUGGAAAAUAUUCAAACCCUGCUGGCACAAUUGCAACUAAUGGCUGUCCAUGAGAUACCCAAGGAUUUCAUAACACGGUGUAUAGAAUCGGUGUGUAAGGUAUUUCCGGAGUUUUGGUCCUAUACACAAACCUUGUACUUUCUAAAAUACUGUGAGGUCCACCCGUAUCACAACUAUUCGCUGAGCGAUUCGAAGAUCUACCCGAAUCGUUUGCUGCAACAGCCAAGUGAAAUAUACGAACGUGAACGAUGUCUAUGUUUUCGUAGAUAUAUUGCCAUUCUGGCAAUUAUGUGUCAACGUGAAGCUUCACUAGCUUUGGCUCUGCUGCAGCACAAACAUGGCGAAUAUUAUUUGCUGCAAAUUGCCACCGAUUCCAUCGUAACAUUGGGAUUUGCUUGUGGUAUUUGUGAACAUUUUGGUGUGCUGGAGGCAUUCUCUGUUUGGUUGAAGAGUAUGUUACGACACAUUUCUCACGAUACGGAAACAUCGUAUAUGGAAAUGUUAGUCGAUCACAUGAAACACAUAGUCUUUACCCGUCCAUGUGCUUGGAUUUUUCGAGAGAUCUCAAUUUGUCUAUUCGAAAGUUGUAAAUUACCACAAAUCCUAGAUAUGUUGUGUAUAAAUAGUCCGGAAGCGACAUUUGUGGCUGAUCGUGUCAAAUCCACAUAUCGUUUCUCCAAUGAAUCGUGUUUUAUGCAGGUUUAUUGUGGUCUUUUGGAAAUUGUAUUCCCCCUCAGUGCUGGCCUGCAUUUGGAACAUUUCCGUUUGUUAGUUGAUAUAUGCUGGAAUCAUAUACGUUUUGCAUAUCACUGUUUUAUACAACCACCCAAAUUUAUCCAUCGAAUGUUACCCAUAUAUGACGACGAAGAAGAGGAUGAUGACGAAAUGAUGGAUGUUAAUGACGGAACAACAGCAAGUAGAACUUAUGGUGCUUUCGAAACAACUGAACAAAAUUCUACAACCAAAUCGGUUACAAAUUCGACAAGUAAUUUAAAGGCAACAACAACAGCUGGGACUGUAGAUAGUACAAAUAUUAAUAGUAUAAUAUCCACAACACAAUGUGAAUGUUAUAUUAAAUUAUGCCUUAGCGUUGUAACGUUGGUAUUUCAAUUGAUGCGACAAUGGAUUUUCCACAAAAUGGAAUAUUGUACUGACGAAGUAACUGAAAUUUCCCGUCUGUCUGUACAACUUUUACACAUGAUAUUCUGUGACUAUUAUUUGACAUGUUUAUUUCGUGAUUCUGAAGCAACAACGAAAUACUAUCUUAGUUUAAUUUUAAAAUGGUGGUCUGAACAUGCCAAAAAAUUAAACUUUAAUGAAAUCGAUUUAAAAUUUUUACAAAAAAUACAAAAUUCGCAUGUUAUACCCAAGGAUAUAGCGGAUGAAACAAAUUUACACACUGUCGUAGCCGAUUUAACCGAAUGGCAAACAAUUACCAAAGACGCUGGCCAUGAUAUACUAUUGGAUAGUUUGGAGGAGGCAGCGAAAAUUGCCAAUCGUUUAGGUUUAAUUGAUAGCGCAUCAGAUGAAGAGAAAUUCUUUGAAGUAUUUAAAGGAUAUGCAUUUAAUUUCCAGUGA